Sphaeroforma arctica JP610 is the source of this 896-nucleotide messenger RNA. RefSeq lists its product as hypothetical. Lineage: Eukaryota; Ichthyosporea; Ichthyophonida. The transcript is spliced from 2 exons. The coding region runs from base 185 to 853 and encodes 222 amino acids. The record is from RefSeq and is a predicted model, not a curated record.
UCCAAAGCUAAGAUUGCUUCCUACGUCUCCAUAGCGUAGGUCCAUCUCAUCGACGUCGUCGGAGAGCUCAUAGUCAAACCCGCAAUUAGCUCGAGGUGAAGUAAUUUUCAUUUCAAACACCAUUCGAUCAGUGCAGCCCGAAUCCUCACUAGUUUGGGUAAAUGCUUCUAAGUUCGACCCUAGAAUGCAGGUGCCUACACUGAAGGAUAAGGGCCGACCAAGCUCCGAGUUUGCUAAUGCUCGCGUGGACUUUAGUGGAUUGGAUGUAACCAAGGUAACGAUAUUCCAAAGUCAAGUGCGAGAAAGCGCCGGUCCUGGCGCCUGGAGUGACACAACCGCCGAUACCACAGGUACCCUUGGCGAGAAUUACCCUCAGAUUACUGGAGCACUGACUCCCGGUACCGACUACACGGGCACAAGAGCCGAUCCCGCUGCCUACGAAUCUGGACUCACUUGCAAAGAAUUAGGUCUAUGUGAGGCAGUCCAAACCUUUUUGGUUCAGUAUAUGAUCCAUCAAGACGUACAUGCUUUGUUCGCCAACCCUGGGUUGGGUAACAGUGCUGGCUUUGAUCUCCGCUUGCUGGUUGAUGUGUCCUAUGAGACGGAUAUGGCCAGUGCCACACGUCGUCGUCGUCGUCGCCAAGCAUCCACAGACACAGGCAACACCGGAGUUCAACCGGCUUCAGAUCCUGCACAGGAUGGUCAGGGACCAGCCAGCAUUUCGGCAAGCGGUGAUAUUGUGGGUUCCGAUCAGGUUGCGGCAACGGACGACAGUGACAGCGCCACUGGGGCAAUAUCGUCCUCGUCGUUCAUGAUAGUAGCUUUAGCCGUAAUCAGUUUGGCACUCCGAUAAUAAUAUAUAAUGACCAACAGCAGGUGCUAAGAAUUCCAACUUG